GGUAAACAAAGGAAAGGCACUUCCACCAUUGAGCCUGUAAGAUAACAACUAAAUGGGUGCCAACACAGUUGAUCCCGAGCUCCAGGGACUAGGAAAUGAGGACGAUAUCCUCUCAGGGAUUGAUGUGUCUUCCAUGAUGCAAGGUGGCGAUGGUGAAGAGGAUGGUGAUGAUGGUCAAGAUAUCGGUCAGCAAAACGUGUACGACUUCUCUGAUGAAGAGGAGGAGGAGGAGGAGCUCGCUGAACGAGGAUAUAAUGCCGAGCAGGAGGCGAUUGAGAGGGACCUGCUGGAUGCCUUCAACUCUGAUAGUGACGAUUGGGAGGUGGAUGAUGAUGACGAAGGAACAGAUGAUGAUCUCAAGGCGCUUCUCAGGGAGACACAUAGUACGAAGAGGAAGCGCUCUGCUAAAUCGAGCAAAGGUGCAAAGAAAAGACUCACGUCCGUGCGUCCUGCGAAGGAGCUGGAUCCAGAGAUUCGUGUAUUGCUUUCAGAAGCCAAUGAAUGCUUUGUGGCCAGACAGUACGAACGGGCAGAACUGAAAUUCAAAGAGGUGAUUAAGAAGGACCCUCGAAACUUCCCAGCAUACAAGAGUUUGGGAGAGAUUUACCUCCUACUCAAUGACCCGAAUAAAAGUUGUAAUACAUGGUUUCUUGCAGCUCAUUUGAGACCCACGGAUGGUGAAUUCUGGGCUUUCGUGGCAAGACAAUCGCGUGAGCUGGGGCAUACAUCGCAGGCUCUGUACUGUCUGAGAAGAGCAGUUACAGUUGGGUAUAGGACAUUUGACGUGCUUCUAGAAAGAUCAAUCCUUUACAGGGAGAAUGGAAGCUAUGGAAGAGCUUCAGAAACCUUACAAAAGAUGCUUGAGCUGUUUCCCAAAGAGCCCGCAGUACUGCGUGAACUAGCCUUGAUCUACAACCAACUGAACAGAGUCAAUGAUGCUAUCGCACUGUACCUCAAGUUGUUUGAGAAGAACAUAAACCAUAGAAAUGCCGUACAGAUGGGGGAAGAUGUCACAAAUGAGAAACCCUUCCCUGUAUUUGAUUGGUCGUCUUUGAACAUCUUGGCUGAAUUGUUUGUGAAUCAGAAGAACUAUGCCAUAGCUAUUCGAACAAUCAAACAUAUCUCAAGAUGGAUACAGGAGAGAGAAUCUGAAGAAUUCUGGGAGUACGUCACUGAUGAUUCGGAAUUUGAUGAGAGAAGAUAUGAAAAUGCACAUUUUGAAGCGCUGCCCGAUAUCUUGAAGAACAAAUCACACAAGCUUCCAAUCGAUAUACGUGUCAAAUUGGGAUCUCUGAGGCUUAGUCUUGAUAACAUUGAUGAGGCUUUAGUGCACUAUAACUUUCUGCUCAACGACAAUAUCAAUGAAACGUCGGACCUGUUCUUAGAGGCUGCUCAAAAAUUGGAGGCUGCUCAACUGUUUGCCGAUGCAAUCAAAUUUUACGUACCUUUGAGCAAGAUUCAGGAGUUUCAAACUGCACAGCUGUACUCUUCCUUGGCCAGAUGCUCAACAGAACUUGGAAAAUACACCGAUGCGAAGCAAUACUACAACAUAGCACUGGAGAUGGAGCCGGAUAAUCUCGAUAUGAUGCUUUCUUUGGUUGAAGUGUUGUAUUAUCUUGAAGAAGUGGAAGAGUCGCAAGAACUUCUUGAUAGAGUCAAUUUCUUGAGAGCAAUUGAUCAAACACAAAAAACCAAUGAAGAUGUUACAGUAGAUGAUGAGCUUUCUAAAUUACCAUCAACGGGAGGUGCUUUGAUUGAAAAUGAAGUCAGAGUGAAGAAGAAAUCAAGACUCACAGAGGCUGAGAAACAGGAAAGAGAGGCGCGUAUUACCCAAAAUGUGAUUGAAAAGUUCAAUAGAGCACAAAGGUUGUACCAAGGUGUUGAACAGGGUGACAAGGUUGCUGCUGCUACUUGGAUUCAAUUGACAUCAGAGCUUAUUGAACUUUUCUGUAACGUCAAGAAUUUCUUCCCAAAGGAUCGCUCAAGACAGUUCAAAGGUAUCAUCAUGAGAACUAAAGGUCUUAACAUGGAUAUUGAUUCCAAGAUUGAAAGAAUUUCGGAACUUUACGAAGGGUUCACCUCCAAGAUGGAGGAAAGAGUUGUUUUGACUUCAAAGCAAGAAUUUAGAGGUAUAACAUAUGACCAAUGGUUUUCACUCUUUAUGCAAUAUGCCUUGGCUGUUGGAAAAUUCGACAACCCUGAAGAUGCUAACAGCAUUAUUGACAAUGCAAAGAGCAUCAACGUUUUCUACCAUGAUAAACAGAGAGAAAGAAUAAUGAACCUUGUGAAACUUGCUCUUGUUAUCAAAACGGAUGACUCAAAAAACAUCUUGAACUCCAUAAGACAAGUUGUGAACAUGUAUCAAUUCAACAGGGAUCUUUUUAGAAUGUUUAUGCUUGUCCAGCCUUCUGGUAAGAUGUGUACGGAAAACUUCAUCUCCAUCAACCAUCAGAAGUAUUUUCUAAGACAACUGAAGGGGUACGACUCUUUAAAGCUGAGGAAGCACAUCGCAGGAAUGGCAAACAUUGUGAAUAAAGACCUUGAUCCUAAAGGGCACGAUAACGUGUACAUUAUGCAUAUAUAUGCCUGCCUUCUAUUCACGAAUAGAAGUUACGUUCCAAGUUUGGUGUAUUUGACGAGAAUAUACAAAAACAUCAAGAACGAACCAUUGAUCUGUCUAUUGACAGGGCUGGCCCAUGUACACAGAUCAAUGCAGAGAUCAUCAACCAAUCGUCAUAUGGAAUUACUCCAAGGGUUGAAAUACAUGAUGGAAUACUUUGAGAUCCGUUCUUCAAGCAACUCCACUCGCUUGGAGCACCAAGAGGCUCUCUAUAACCUCGGCAGGGUGUAUCACCUCCUGGGGUUGGUCUCCAUUGCAGUUGAGUACUACAACCGCGUCUUGACGGAAUAUGAUGAUUUGGACAUCGAACAGGAUCUGAAGAGGCAAACAGCAUAUAACCUGGUGUUGAUAUACAACAACAGUGGCAACACACGACUCUCAAACAGUAUCAUGGAGAAGUAUUUAACGAUUUAAUAGUAUAUACAGCACGUAUCCUCAUCAUUCCGGCUUAUCAACACUCCUCGG
Messenger RNA from Williopsis jadinii, 3085 nucleotides. RefSeq names its product transcription factor TFIIIC subunit TFC4 (gene TFC4). Bases 53 to 3034 code for a protein of 993 amino acids. The record is from RefSeq and is a predicted model, not a curated record. NCBI's taxonomy places the organism in Eukaryota, Fungi, Ascomycota, Saccharomycetes, Phaffomycetales, Wickerhamomycetaceae. Gene Ontology annotation, cellular component: transcription factor TFIIIC complex. The transcript has a single exon. Gene Ontology annotation, molecular function: protein binding. Gene Ontology annotation, biological process: transcription by RNA polymerase III.